GGCUGAUAACCGGUAUCUCCUGACUCCUCCUGUAAUCCAGCGUAGCUUGGUAGUGCUGAAAGUCUGAACUAGUGUGUUGAGACAACAGAGAGGUCAUGGGAAAACUCCAAAAGAUGCUGCUUCUGUUCGAGCUACACAUCCUAUACCUGCAGCCUGCGGCAUAUACUAUUUUGAAGUCAAAAUUGUCAGUAAGGGAAGAGAUGGUUACAUGGGAAUUGGGCUUUCGGCACAGGGUGUGAACAUGAACAGACUACCGGGUUGGGAUAAACAUUCAUAUGGUUACCAUGGAGAUGAUGGACAUUCAUUCUGUUCCUCUGGAACUGGACAACCCUACGGCCCAACCUUUACUACGGGUGAUGUCAUUGGUUGUUGUGUCAACCUUAUCAAUAAUACCUGCUUCUACACAAAGAAUGGACACAGCUUGGGCAUCGCUUUCACAGAUUUACCGCCAAACUUGUACCCUACAGUAGGGCUUCAAACACCAGGAGAGGUUGUGGAUGCUAAUUUCGGACAACACCCAUUUGUAUUUGAUAUUGAAGAUUAUAUGCGAGAAUGGAGAACCAAAAUUCAAGCACAGAUUGACAGAUUUCCAAUAGGAGAUCGAGAAGGAGAGUGGCAAACAAUGAUUCAGAAAAUGGUAUCAUCUUACUUAGUUCACCAUGGAUACUGUGCAACAGCAGAGGCAUUCGCCAGAUCCACAGACCAGACUGUGCUAGAAGAAUUAGCUUCCAUUAAAAAUAGACAAAGAAUUCAGAAAUUGGUUUUAGCAGGAAGAAUGGGAGAAGCCAUUGAAACAACACAACAGUUGUAUCCAAGUUUACUAGAAAGAAAUCCUAAUCUCUUAUUUGCAUUAAAGGUGCGCCAGUUUAUAGAGAUGGUGAAUGGUACGGAUAGUGAAGUGCGGUGUUUGGGAGGCCACAGUCCAAAAUCUCAAGAUAGUUACCCUGUUAGCCCACGAUCAUUCAGUAGUCCUAGCAUGAGUCCCAGCCAUGGAAUGAAUAUUCACAAUUUGGCAACAGGCAAAGGGAGCAGCACACACUUUUCUGGGUUUGAAAGUAGUUGCAGUAAUGGAGUAAUAUCAAAUAAAGCGCAUCAAUCUUACUGUCACAGUAAACACACGACCACCAGCUUGAAUGUACCAGAGCUCAACAACAUAAAUGUAUCAAGAUCGCAGCAGGUUAACAGCUAUUCCAGCAAUGAUGUAGACAUGGAAACAGAUCACUACUCCAAUGGGGUUGCUGAGACUUCAUCCAAUGGCUUCCUAAAUGGUAGUUCUAAACAUGAUCACGAAAUGGAAGAAUGUGACACAGAAAUGGAAGUAGAUUCAAGUCAGUUAAGACGUCAGCUCUGUGGCGGCAGCCAAGCGGCUAUUGAACGAAUGAUCCAUUUUGGAAGAGAAUUGCAAGCCAUGAGCGAGCAACUAAGAAGAGAAUGUGGCAAAAACACAGCGAAUAAGAAAAUGCUCAAGGAUGCGUUCAGCUUGCUUGCGUAUUCGGAUCCCUGGAGCAGCCCUGUUGGAAAUCAGCUCGACCCGAUACAAAGAGAACCCGUCUGCUCUGUACUCAAUAGUGCAAUACUGGAGACUCACAAUCUGCCAAAGCAACCUCCGCUUGCCCUGGCAAUGGGGCAAGCGUCACAGUGUCUAGGAUUGAUGGCUCGAUCGGGAAUUGGAUCCUGCGCCUUCGCCACAGUGGAAGACUACCUACACUAGCUAUGCAGUUGGAGACCUGACAGGCGGCGUGGCGUGGCGUACUCGGCGUGGCAAGUAGAGCAGCUCUGCUGACUGGAAUUUGGAGUUUUAAUUAUGUACUAAGGACAAGUCUGUCGCUUUAUGUUGCUUCCUAGUUUACAGCAUGAUGCAAAUGAUUUCUAACUUAGCGUUAGGAGACAGUUUCCAUCUUUAAACCUCUUAGACAACUAAGAGUGGGAAAUAUCCCUGGUAACGUCAGCCAUCCAAAUUGACAAGUACCAAUCCUUUUAUACGAUUGUCCGACACGAACCAAAAAUCCUGCUGCCUUGUGGUGGGAACGGAAGAACGGAGAACGUGGAUGUAUUAGUGUGUGGGUGAUGUAAACGUCAAGCAGGAUGACUUGCCAACCUCCACCCCCCUUGUUACAUAGCUCAAUCAGUGUAAUUUGCAAAAUGCAUAAACACCCAAUGGUUUGGAUAUAUAGUGUUGAUGGGAAGAAAUGAUAUUUUUUAAUGUGUACUGUAAAACUUGAAUUACUCAGGAGCUGAGUGAACAUGUUUGUUGCUACUUACAAUCCCAACCUGUUGAUCUUAGUAGUUUUUUGUUUUAACAUGGUCUUUUCAACUUUGUUUCCUUGUUUAACUACGGACAGCUUCUGUUGUGUAGACUCACCAGUUUAACUGUUGUAUUAUAACAGUAUUACAUGUCAACACAGUGUGGUUAUGACCUAUUUAUAUAAAAACCAAAUAUUUAGUCAAUUUACAGUCUUAAUUUAAUCUUUGUACACCUUGCAUUUUUAAAAGUGCUUAAAUAGUACUAUAUUGCAAUAAAAUGUAGUGAUAUCAUAAUUAACCAGCCAUUAAAAACUUACUUCUACAGCCGUGGUAGCAUGGACUUGUAUGCUACAUUUUCUCGGUUCUAGAGUUCCUCUGCUGGAACAGGGGUCCGCAGGGCAGGCCCAGGAGUUCAGGAGGAUGGCUCACUGCUCCCGGGGGGGCCAUGUCCCCCCAGCGGAGUGCUACAAUCUCUGGGCUCUCAAAAGUUAAAGGUUUACAGUGCUCUGGCCAUGAAGCAAGUCUAGGGAGCAGAGCCAAGCCAAGGCAGGGAGGGGAGCUGACUCCGUGCUCCCUGCAGAGGGGAGAAAAAAAAAAAAACCAAAACAAACCCUCAUUCCUGGAAAGCAGGCACCAGUCUGGACAGCAGCAUCCCUGCUACCUGAACCCACUCUGGUAUUUACGAUAAGAGCCUGCCUCUAGGGUCCACGCGUGACUGGAAAAGCAGGAAUAACUGUUUCAAGAAACGCAGCUGCCAGAACAGUUAAGUACAAUGUUGUUCCUCUUUAUUCUCUGCAAAGCUGCUGCCUGGGGGAGUAGCACCCAGCUUGACAAGCCUGGUCUUAACAGCAGCUGCUCUGUGUCACUGCUGAGGAUGAGGGGGUCACUGCCCUGGCCCAGCUGCUGCUUCGCUUCCCUGACCACUUCUGAAAGGCAGAGGGGAGAGAGGAGGGAAGACAGUUGAGGCCCAGCUCAGUGAAGGUCAGUGCCUGCUGGGGGCUGGAGCUGGAAGCAGAGUGAUAAUGGAGAAGUGGGAGGGGGAAAAAAAAAACCACAAACCACCCCGCCUUUGCUGUGGUGAGAGACUUUUACUGAAAGUCCUUAAUAGCAUCUUCUGAAAAAAGCUGUCUUCAUAGUCAAGUUUUAAUCUGUGCUGCGAGCCAACGUUUCUUAAACCUUGUUGCUCUUUGCUUUUUCUCUUGCCCUUAAAAAAAAAAA
Molecule: messenger RNA, 3462 nt
Organism: Egretta garzetta (little egret)
Lineage: Eukaryota; Metazoa; Chordata; Aves; Pelecaniformes; Ardeidae
Gene: RANBP9
Product: RAN binding protein 9
Exons: 14
Coding region: 209-1711 (500 amino acids)
Biological process (GO): cell surface receptor signaling pathway; cytoskeleton organization
Cellular component (GO): cytoplasm
Molecular function (GO): protein binding
Source: RefSeq, a predicted model, not a curated record